Messenger RNA from Capsicum annuum, 969 nucleotides. Its product is annotated as LRR receptor-like serine/threonine-protein kinase RGI1. The transcript is spliced from 2 exons. Lineage: Eukaryota; Viridiplantae; Streptophyta; Magnoliopsida; Solanales; Solanaceae. Bases 1 to 969 code for a protein of 322 amino acids. The record is from RefSeq and is a predicted model, not a curated record. Gene Ontology annotation, molecular function: protein binding.
AUGGCUACAAGUUUGUCGAAUUGUUCACAACUUCAAAUUUUGGCUUUACCAGAUAAUGAGUUUGGUGGACCAAUGCAUAGUGAAUUUGGAAGAUUGAUUAACUUACAGAUAUUAGAACUCGGAAUGAACCGUUUCACUGGGAUAAUUCCCCAAGAAAUGGAAAAUCUUGUUAAUUUGGUAGAGUUAGCUAUGGAGAAAACAGAUUCCGGCUCUGUCCCGAUCUCCAUAUUCAAUAUCUCAUUGUUGCAAAUUUUGUCUGUGUGGGAGAACAAUCUUAGUGGAUUCUUACCACGGGAGAUAAGAAGUCUCACUGAAUUGGAGGAACUUCGUCUUGCGUUUAAUAGUUUUGGUGGUUCACUCCCAAUGGAGAUCUUCAACAUAUCAGGGCUGAGAGUAAUUGAUCUUACAAACAACAAUCUAUCUGGAAGCCUCCCACCAAACAUGGGUUCUAUCUUACCCAACAUUGAAGAGCUUUAUAUGGGCAACUUAACCAAUCUUGUUGGGACUAUUCCUCAUUCCAUCUCCAAUUGUUCAAAACUUACUAUUCUAGAGCUUUCGAGCAACAAACUCAGAGGCUUGAUUCCCAACUCACUUGGAUAUUUGACUCAUAUACAGUAUCUAAAUUUAGGGGGAAACAAUUUAACCAGGGACUCAUCAUUGAGCUUCCUAACCUCCUUAACCAAUUGCAGAAAAUUAACAACUCUAGGUCUAUAUUUGAAUGCUCUAAACGGCAUGCUUCCUGCCUCCGCGGGGAACCUUUCCACAUCUUUGAGAACAUUUGUUGCCUACAGUUGCAAGAUCAAAGGGAGAAUUCCAAAUGAUUUGGGGAACUUAAGCAGCUUAUUAGACCUUGAUCUUUCAGCAAACAGCUUGGCUGGACCGAUUCCCACAACAAUUGGAAACUUGAGAAACCUUCAGCGCUUCAACUUGAGUAACAACAAACUUAAAGGAUUUAUUGGUUACAUGUAA